This is a messenger RNA of Schistosoma turkestanicum, 1713 nucleotides long. NCBI's taxonomy places the organism in Eukaryota, Metazoa, Platyhelminthes, Trematoda, Strigeidida, Schistosomatidae. The record is from the annotation of a GenBank genome assembly.
AUGGAGAGUUUAAUACUGUUUCGUCGACCUCGAAAAAUUUCCAGGUCAAAAUUAUCAGAAUAUGAUAAUUAUGUUUACAAACCUAGAAAAUCCACGACUUCAACCAAUAAAGCAAACUCGUAUUUAGAUCGUCAUUUACCUAUUCUAAAAAGUGUUGCAUUUUCUUCAUCUGGAGUGCGAUUGAAUAUUAUGAAUGAACAUAAAAAUAAGAGACAUGCUGUUGAUAAAUAUCUUGUAAACAAUGCAUUUGGCUGUCUUUCUAUAAAAGGCAGUAUGUCAAGUAAAAAGUUUGAUGAAAGAGAAAAAACUGCUGGUACUAACGAUAACAAUGUUCAAUAUCAAUAUCCAAUGGAAAUUACCAAACGUUCACCCACAAAGAAAACACAUAAUUUACAACAAUUAAAACCCACUUUUAUCACAGGGUCAUUUUCAGGCAAACAUUUCGAUGAUAUUUUACAAACUCUACCUAAACCCAUAAAACGAACACCUUUGUAUCAUGGCUUAAUAUUGAUAGCUCGUGAAUUAAGAAAUGUUUUAACUAGAACUAUCGAUACGGAUAUUAUAUGUUCAAUAGAAAGACUGCCAAGAGAUUUUCAACAGUCAACAGCUAAGCAUCAAGUGAAUUAUGCAAUUAAUAUAAAAGAGAAAAUUAAUCACAAUGAGAUGAUUUGGUAUGAUUUCUCCGAAGAUAGCAUAAUGAGAUUAUCAAGAUUUCCAAAGAAUUUCAAAUCUAACAAAUGUCAUGAAACAACAUGUAUAAGACCAGAACAAGUUAAAUUAUUAGAUUCAUACAAUUCAGGAGGUAAUUCAGUUUCUCUGGAAGCCUGUCAGUUGAAGUAUCUACCAGAUUUAUCUGCAUUUUAUAUGACACUACGAUCUCUCAAUCUUUCUGGAAAUUAUUUAGAGGAUUUACCAAGUGAUUUCUGCUUAUUAAAUAAUUUGGAAUUUUUAUCAUUACGUUUCAAUCCUCUGCGUAAAGUGCCUGAAUCAAUGGUCAAAUUAAAAAAAUUAAAAUCAUUGGAUUUAUCUUAUUGUUUAAUUGAAAAUUUAACUUUUCAAUUUUUCGAUCUGAAAUCCCUGGAACAAUUAGAUUUAUCCCACAAUCGUCUUGCAUAUCUUGAUAGUCGGAUAGAAAAAUUAGAGCAUUUAAAAGUUUUGAAACUUAAUGGAAAUGAUUUAAUUGGUAUUCCUCCUGGUCUUCUAUGUUUAUGUGAAAAAACUUUAGAAAGUUUGGACUUAAAUAAUAAUCCAAUGUUAUGGUUAUUUCCAGAAGAGAUUAAAAAUAACUCUUCUGUUGAUAUUCAAUCUUUAAAAGUAUUAACUAGUUUAAAAAUGAGAGAUAUACUCCAUAAAACCAGCAGAAAAAACCAAGAAACUUUCAGCCAAAAACCAGAACAGUACAUAAUAAUUACUAGCACAGAGGAAGACAAUCCAAAUUUCUUUGAGUUUAGGAAAGUUGAUGAUGAAGAAGAACCUACAUUGUUAAGUAAAUUGUUGACUCCCAUCGGUUCAUGUUGUUGGUGUCGCCUGGAUAGAUAUGAUCAAAAGAAUACAAUCUGUAUGCAUUGUGUUGAUGUAUUCAAUUAUUCAAGCGUUCCAAUAUGUAUGUUAUGCUGUAGAAUUCAAUGUUUAAGGGAAGUUAGACAAUGUAGUACACCAGAACAAUUUGCAAAACGAUAUUAUAAAAGUUGUCAGAACUAUACCAAUAAAUAG